Molecule: messenger RNA, 955 nt
Organism: Babesia bovis T2Bo
Lineage: Eukaryota; Apicomplexa; Aconoidasida; Piroplasmida; Babesiidae
Product: Transcription factor S-II (TFIIS) central domain family protein
Exons: 2
Coding region: 21-929 (302 amino acids)
Biological process (GO): DNA-templated transcription
Cellular component (GO): nucleus
Molecular function (GO): zinc ion binding; nucleic acid binding
Source: RefSeq, a predicted model, not a curated record
UUGCCAUUCAGUCAAUAUCAAUGGCGGACCAAGAGUCGGUGGUAGCGAUUCGUAAAGAAAUUGAGGCCUUUAUAGUCAAGCUAAAGGAUGGAACCUUUAGCAAUGACGAGGUACAUGCCGUGUUAGCCACGCUUCGGCGACUAGAAACCUUGGAUAUUGACAGAAGCAUGCUUCAAAAUACGCGCAUAGGUGUAAUAUUGACAAAACUAAGUAAAUACGAUGUUGAAGGCAUCGAUGAGAUCAAGAAUCUGGCAUCCAACUUGACCACUAGGUGGAAAGAUUCAUUGCGUAGGCAGGCUUCAGGCGACAACAGUCUUGAAUCUAGUUCAUCAAAGCGCAAAAAGAGCGAUGCUUCUACAGAUCAAGCUGCUGCUGAGCCCCGUUAUCGUCAUUCGUAUCACAAUGAUGAUAUCCGUGAUAAGGCAAUUAUAUACCUUUUCAAGUCACUAUUGGCGGGAAAGGAGAAUGUGUAUGACCAUAAAAAGGCAGGUCGUUUAGCUUACGACAUGGAAGCUGGUUUGUUUUCAAGAUACCUCUAUAAUCAAAACAAUCAAAAGGAUUAUACACUUAAGCUGAAGUCGAUUGCCUUUAACCUCAAGGACCCAAAGAACUCGACCUUCAGUGACAAGAUAUACAAUGGAGAUAUAGAACCGAGGUCGGUUGCUAUUAUGGAAGCUGCUGAAAUGGCCAGUGAGGAGAAGAAGAUGGAGCGCAUAAACAUACUACAGGAAUCACUAGAGGCAUGCCAGUCAGACUGGGCUGUGAAGAACAUAUUAUUGUCCAAGGAGGGCAAGAAAAAAGGCCAGUUCAAGUGUUUAAAGUGUCAUUCCAUGGAAACUGUAUAUUACCAGCUUCAAACUCGGUCUAGUGAUGAGCCCAUGACCACAUUCGUAACAUGUCUUGAGUGCAACAAUCGAUGGAAGUUUUAAUGUUUCAUGUAUACAUCGCAUAAAUG